AUGUCCCAAGGAUCUUCACAAUUCAGCUUCAGUUACAUUUUCAAGCACACGAAAGGUCCCGUCAGGAAUCACAAACACAGCAUCAUGAAAGCUAUCUUCGCUCUCCUCGCCAUCUGCGCUGUUGCUUAUGCCAAGCAGCCCUCUGCACCCUGUUGCUGCGACUCAGGGUCAGGCUGCGAAGACAGAUGCUUCGAGGACUGCCUUGCUGUCUUCCCCGAGACUGUCGGUGUCUGCUUCGAGGUCCCCUCCACCUGCUGGUGUUUCUACGAUGGAUGCCCGAAUGCCAUGGCUAAUAAGACUAACUUCGUCAAUGUGCUCAAGGCCCACUAAAUCCUGAUAGAUUGUCCCUUUCAUCGCCCCUUUUUUUGCUGCUUGGCGGUGAAUAAAGCUUGAUAUCACCCAAU
Molecule: messenger RNA, 404 nt
Organism: Darwinula stevensoni
Lineage: Eukaryota; Metazoa; Arthropoda; Ostracoda; Podocopida; Darwinulidae
Source: the annotation of a GenBank genome assembly